Photinus pyralis (common eastern firefly) is the source of this 2754-nucleotide messenger RNA. It is a transcript of the gene AstC-R2, whose product is annotated as somatostatin receptor type 2. Gene Ontology annotation, cellular component: membrane; neuron projection. Lineage: Eukaryota; Metazoa; Arthropoda; Insecta; Coleoptera; Lampyridae. The record is from RefSeq and is a predicted model, not a curated record. Bases 139 to 1473 code for a protein of 444 amino acids. Gene Ontology annotation, molecular function: somatostatin receptor activity; peptide binding. Gene Ontology annotation, biological process: G protein-coupled receptor signaling pathway. The transcript has 3 exons.
CACAUACCAUGUUGAUUAAUUCAUGUUGUUUUGUUACAGAUGAAGCUGUGAAGAUGAGAACCAUAUAGCUCAAGAUGAAGCUGUGAAGAUGAUAACUACAUAACGCAAGGACAAGUACGCAUCGCAUAAUCAACAGAAAUGGAACUUGACGACGAAUCAUUAACAUUUGCAACACUGAACGACUCAAUGUUGGCCUCGGUAACGCCAAAUUCAACUAUACCUCUGCAUCAACCUCACACAUCAAUACCAGCGUCAUCAAUAGCGCUAAUCUCGCAAGAAAUUUUAUUCGCGAUCGUUUGUUUAGUGGGUCUUUUAGGAAACACCCUCGUCAUUUACGUGGUCAUACGUUUUUCCAAAAUGCAAACGGUUACAAAUAUGUACAUCGUCAACUUAGCGAUAGCGGACGAAUGUUUUCUCAUUGGUAUACCGUUUUUAUUAGUGACGAUGAUUAAAAGUUCGUGGAUAUUUGGUGAAGUGAUGUGCAAGGCCUAUCUCAUACUGGCCAGCAUCAACCAAUUCACGAGUAGCAUCUUUCUGUUCAUAAUGAGCGCCGACCGAUACAUAGCGGUCUGCCAUCCGAUCUCCUCGCCAAAAUUUCGCACCCCCUUCAUAUCGAGGUGCGUUUCGGUGGCCGCCUGGUUUUGCAGCAUCAUCCUAAUCAUACCGAUAUUCAGCCACUCGAAGCAGGAGGAGAAUUGGCGAACCGGCGAAAACGGGCAGAACAUAUCCUUCAAAUCGUGCGUAAUCGUUUGGUCCGAGAAUUCCACCGAGAACUCCACGGAGAGCCAACAGAAGGCGACCACGUUUAUUUUGUACAGUUUCGUCUUCAGUUUCGCCAUCCCCCUCUGCCUAACGCUCAUAUUCUACUGUCUAGUUAUUCAAAAAUUGAAAACGGUGGGACCAAAGCACAAGUCAAAGGAGAAGAAGCGCUCCCAUAGAAAGGUGACGAAUUUGGUCCUGACGGUCGUGACGGUUUACGUGUUGUGCUGGCUGCCGUAUUGGAUUGCCCAAAUUGCGAUGACGUUCACGCCAACUAACGAGGGCCCGUCCCAGUUUGUCGUCACGAUUCAUCUCCUCGCAUUCUGCUUGAGUUACUCCAACUCGGCCAUGAACCCAAUUUUGUACGCGUUUUUAAGUGAUAACUUUAAGAAGAGCUUUCUGAAGGCCUGCACGUGCGCUGCCGGAAAGGACGUGAACGCCACGUUGCACUUGGAGAACAGCGUUUUCCCACGUAAAAAACACGCGUCCGAGAAACACAAGCCGAACCGAGCGACUUCCAUUUGCCCUAAUAACGAAGACGAUUGUGACGCCGGUCUCCUGGUCAGUAGAGCAGACGCCUCCACUUCCGCCAUUACCCUUACGUCACGUUCCAAUAUUACGCUUACUGCAAUCGAUGCGAAGGAAGCGCCAUCCAAAGACGCGGUUAGCAAAAACGGAUUAGCCACAGUUUUGCAUCCCGCUACCAACCUCUAAGGGUUUGAGUGUCAGAAACUUCAACCCCCACAGUGUUUGCCAUUAGAUUUCAAUUAGCGAUGGCCUUUAGAACUAUAAACAUAUGAAUCAGGGUAAACUUUUUGGUAAUUAAAUUAAAUCGAUGCAAAAAAAUUUGUAUACGAGUUGGAAGCUCCUCAAAACCAGCACUUGUACUUCGGAUACUUGAGGAGGUUCAUAUCUCAGUCUUUGUCAACCCUAUGUAUUAGUUGAUUGAUAACUGUAUAUGUGCAUUGUUUAUUGAUUACGAAAUGCGAUCCGCAAAGUUUUAUACCUUGAGCCCUUAAAAUUUUGCUAUGAGAUGAACAUUACGUAAUUAAUAAAGAAAUAGGUUGAUGUUUUUUUUGUUAAAGGUACACGUUAGGUUUAUUUUUGUGUAAGUGGGUGUAUAUAGUGUGUAUUUUAUCAAUAAGUAUAUGUGGAUACAAACUGUGAUAUUAACGUACUACCUAAAUGUCUGAAUCGCACGUUAUGCGUAUAUAAUUUGCACAGUGUUACCGUUAGUACACCGAGAGGGAAAUUACAGCAUUUAACAUUAUUUUCUGUAAAUUACCUGUUUUAAAUAAUGUCAUGUUGUAUGUGAGUACCUAGUGUUGAAUUAGAUAGCAGCAAAGGGCAUUUAUUGGAUAAAUUACCUCACGCGCUGCCAUUACAAAUGUUCACCAGAUCGAAUGAUAAACAACCAAAGCGUGGUAGUCGUGACGAAAUUUUCUCCUUCAUCCCCAUUCCUUGUAUUGUACCUACUUCAUACUUAAUCUGUAUUGUCAGAAAUAAAAUGUUUGGCUGCUUUACGCAUUUUAAGUAAGAGAGCAACUUUGAAAUAUUGCUAUGGGACGUUUAUAUCUCGUUUUGUUUAAUAAAAACGGUAUUUAUUUUCUACUUAUUUGCAUCUCUGUAUUCCGCAGGGCGCUGUUUGCUAACUUUAAAUCAAGCUGUACACUGUAACACACCUGGGUUCACGUAAAUACAACGGAAAUUCUCAAAUAACUCACCCCCGGCGUUAAUUAGUUAAUUACUUACGAAAAAAUCGCUUUAUUUAGUAUUAACAAAUCUAGACAAUAUCCAAUAAUAGAACCGAAAGCUGCUUCACCCUUAAGCUAAACGGUUUUAUUAACGUCCUUUAACUUUACGUUCCGUAUACCGAAAUCCGCUUACCUACCAAAAGGAAAUUAGUUUAAAUGUAAUAUGCUACCGUAUUUUCUGCGGAAUUGUAGAAGAACCAUACAAGUUUUACAAAUUUAUAGACCUUGCAGUAAAGUUACA